AGGACAGGUGUGCGUGUGCCUUGCAGAGAAGUAGCUGGACCAAGAGACUAAGGCUCCCCUUCCUCAUGGCGAAUCCCAGGUGUACCCUUCAACUUCUCUUCCUUGGGCUGUUGAUUGCUCCAGCCUUCCUGCAGCAGCACCCCUGCGAGAUUGUCAAGAGCACGGUCAGGCGUGGCACCUUCACGCUAGAUGUGAGUCCUCCCACUUACAGCCCAGGGGGAAUCUAUACAGUAACCAUCAGCGGAAUAGACAACAGCACCUCCGUUAUCCUGCAGGCCCUUUCUGCUGACAGCCGCUCUGGGGGUCUCUGGGAAAAUGAAAACGAAGCCAUCGGCUGUAGCGGCAUGGAGUACGUGGUGCAGAAAAAUGUCUCGGGCAACGGCACCCGGACACGUUGGACGUCCCCGAAUAACUCCAACGAGGAAGCUGUGCACAUCAGGGCUUUCGUCACCUUUGCCAACGGCACAACCCUGACCCAGUCUUACAUGCUCACAAAAGACCUGACGGCAGGAGUCACGACACCAGCAACAUCCACAGCCUCACACGCCACACAUACCACCUCCAAAACCCACAGACCGACCAUCCACCACGACGCAACGGCGGACCACCACCACCACCACUGGGCCUCCUUCCACAACCAGAGCCACAACUCUGCCUCUGUGUCUCAAACCAGCUCCGUCCUCCUGGCUGCCAUGCAGGUCUUGCCCGCCUUCCUGGGCUUCAGGCUCCUCUCCUAAGCCAGACCCCACACGCAUCUUCUCAUUGCCUUCAAGAUGCUUCUGUCUUCUAGCUGUGGAGACCGAUGUCCUCAGAAAGGAAACCCACCCCCUCCACUAAUAAAACCAUGAUUUCAUGGCACAAUUCUUUCCAUGAUCCCAUAGCCCAACGGAGCACAACCCAAGAUAAGUUGCAACUUGUAGGUCCAAACAGACAGCCCAGAUGUUCUGGUGCUGGAGGAUAAAAUCCAAACACUGCCCCUCAGAAGGGAAAAAAUUAAAUGUUGUAAUCUAGGGUUUUAUGAAUCCUCAGCUGCCUUGCAAAGGCUGCCUUAACCCAUCAAAAAAGUACUAAGAAUGGUUAGGCUCAUUUAUUAUUAUUAUUUUAAGAAUCCAGACCUCACAGGCCCUUAGAGUCGAUUCCACCUUCUAUUCUCAAAGUCCUUGAAAUAGGACAUCAUUUGGUGUUUCGAAGAACUUCACGGCACGCCAGAGUUCAGAAGGGAUUCCUUGGAAGCUUGAUAUGGCAAGCUAGGACUGGAAAUUUUUGUGUGCUGUGUGACCUGCAAACAAACUGGACUGGGGAAAAAUAUCUUAUGCAAAGCCCUUUUGCAACAAGGGUGAUUCCGGGAUUCCGGCACCUGGUUCUGCUUCGGAACGCUGCAUUUCAAUUCAAAUGCAGGCAUGAAUUUUCAGGUGACCGUUUGCUCCCCUUCUUUUCUUCCUGGUCUGUCCCGCCACCCCAAGAAGCUUGAUUGUGAUCUAUCCCUGCAGGCAGGGCCAGCUCCCCUCCACUGUAAAAUAUCCCUUUGCUCUGAAAUAAGCAUAUAAACCUUGAUCCUUUAGGGACAGCAACUCAGGGUCGGGCAGUUCCUGGAGGUUUGGGGGUGAAGCCUGAGGAAAAUUAGGUUUGAGGAAAAUUAGGUACCUCCGUUAACGCCGGAGAGCACCCUCCCAAGGGGCCCUUUUCUCCAGCGAAACUGAUCUUAAGUAAGAAGAUCAGUUGGAAUUCCAGGAGAGUUCCAGACCCCACCUGGAGAUUGGCAACCCUAUUCUUUUGCUUUCUCAGCAAGAGAUGAAGGGGUUGAAGAAGAAGGGGGGGGGGUUUAACUGGUUCAAGCCUUUCCACUGUAAUUUGGGGCUCCCCAGUGGGUUGGGUUUGCUGCUGACGGGUUUUUGUACCGACUUGGAAAAUGUAUUUUGGGUACCUGUUUUUGUUUGAAUGACCUUAAUAAAAAUGCUUUCGAGCGUCCUGUGAA
Molecule: messenger RNA, 1975 nt
Organism: Sphaerodactylus townsendi
Lineage: Eukaryota; Metazoa; Chordata; Lepidosauria; Squamata; Sphaerodactylidae
Product: placenta-expressed transcript 1 protein-like
Exons: 4
Coding region: 66-737 (223 amino acids)
Biological process (GO): positive regulation of cell migration; wound healing, spreading of epidermal cells; negative regulation of cell-matrix adhesion
Cellular component (GO): apical plasma membrane; external side of plasma membrane
Source: RefSeq, a predicted model, not a curated record